AGGAAGAAGCAGCGGGAGGCCGUUGUGUUGCACGUAGCUAAAGCUCGGAGUUCCGUUUGUAUUGGAAUAUCCGCAGAAAAAGCUGCAAUUUAUUCGCGGAGUUCCGCAUUUCGGUCCUCCUCGUUCAGUGACCUCCGCAGCUCUCCCGCAGCGUGCCCGUGAGGAGCCGCAGGACCUCCGCGGAAGGAGAUGUACCGCGGUCGGCCUCCUCCGAGAGGGGGCUACCCGCCUCCCUUUGAAGGCCGGGGUCCGCCUCCGCCGAGGCCCUACCCGGCCCCGGGCUACAGGGACGACCGGAGCCGGCCCAGACCUCCGUACCACUCCGGCUACCACGAUCACGGACCCCCGGAUCCCUACCGCCGCUCCCCGCCGCGCAGGAGGUACCCUUCCCCGGGCUCAGACAGCAACCGCGGCGGAGAGUUAUGGACCGGAGGUCCGCCGAGAGAGAGGUCUCUGUCUCCACGUGGCCCGAUUCCCCUGGACCACAACCUCGUCAUCACUGUUGGCAACGAGCUGAAUGGACCUUCUGGCUCCGCCUCCUUAUGCCAUCUCGAAAGACGGGAGUACGAGCAAAGUCGGGGCCGGAGCAAACCUCGCAGCCGCAGUCCCGACCGGAGUCGGGCCAGGAGUCUUGGAAGGAGCAAGAGCCGUCCCCGUAGCCAGAGCCGCAGUCCGAAACGGAGCCGGGCCAAGAGCCGGGGCCGAAGCCGCAGUCCGGACCGGAGCAGGGCUAAGAGCCAGAGCCGCAGUCCAGACCGGAGCAGGGCCAAGAGCAGGGCCAAGAGCCAGAGCCGCAGUCCAGACCGGAGCAGGGCCAAGAGUCGGGGCCGCAGCAAGAGUCGCCCCCGCAGCAGGUCUAAAUCUAGGCCCAGAUCCAGGUCUCGAUCCAGAGGAAGGAGUCAAGGACAAAGUUACAGCAAAGGGACGAGCUAUGCUCGCAGUAAGAGCCGUCAGAGGAGCCGCAGUCGCAGUGCAAGCACCAGCUCGAGCUCAAGCAGCCGCAGCAGAGGUGAUGCUACAGAUUUGAAUAAAGGGUUUAAGGAGCUAGAAAUGGCUCGCCGCAGGAAGGAACUUGAGGAGCUGCUCACGUUACCAACAAAGUCCAUCCUGAAGAAACGCAGCUCCGAGGACUCGCCAUCCGUCAGGAGCACGGACUCUCCUCAAACUCAGGAUGGCUCCAUGUCCCGACUGGCCGAUCAGCUCCUGCAGGCCGUCAAAGGCGCUGACCCUCGCAUGGUGGCGUCCAUGCUUGCGGAGCUGCGGUCUGAUCCACAGAUGGCUCGACGUGCUGGCCUCGACGCUGAGAUCAAAGAAAUCCUCAGCCUGCUGGGGAUGACAACGCCGGGGCCCAGGACUCAGGAGAAGGUGCUGGACGACAUUGACGAUGAGGAGAGAUUCCUGUAUGGCGAUUCGGAGGAACCCAAACCACCGCCGGCGCCGGAGCCAGUCUUGACUCACAGUCUAGACUUGUAUGGAGACGUAACUGAGGAGGCGCUGUAUGGAGACUACCCACAGCAGAAACUGGUCUCUGCUCAGACACACGGAUGUACCCUUCAGCCCCCUCACUCCACGGACAGUUAUGUGAGCCGGCCCACCAUCAGCCCCGACCACAACACCACGGCCCAGGUGUCGAACCCCGCUCCCCCACCGGGGAACGAGCCCCUGGAGGAGAGCGAGCGCCAGGCACUAGAAGAGUACGAGAAGAUCCAGGAUCUGCUUAAAACCAUCGGUCUGGACCUCGGAGUGGCCGAAAUUACCAAGAUGGCUGCCAGGACCAAAGAGCGUCUCCACGGGAAGAAACCCCCUACAAAGACGCCCACGCGGCGCAGACGGUACUCCUCCGACAGCUCUGAUGGCAGCCGGCAGGGCCGUAGGUCACGAAGCCACAGUGGCAGCUCUAGCAGCACCAGCCGGAGCCGGAGCCACGGACGCGGUGCCACUGGCGCCGGCUGGAGCAGCGACGAGGAUGACCGCAGGAAGAGCUCAGCUCCGCUCAAAUCUCACCAAGACCAUGACAUUAAAGAGGAGAAAGGCGAGUGGAGCAACACGGCAGCGCCGCCCUGUCAGACUCCAGAGCCAAGCUGCCACCCCCCUCAUCCAGGUGUACCCAUCCCCACCUACCCCCCCGUGCAGGUCCCCGCCAUGAUGCACCCCAGCUACCCUCCACCUGUGUACAGUCAGUAUGGGAAUUACUUGCCCUUCGUACCCCAGCAGUGGCCCCCCACAUAUCCACCCCCAAACAUGAGGAUGCCGCCUCCUACAGUUGCUGAGGAGUACCCCCCCACACUGCCCUACAAACAGGCUUAUACCCCUGAGCCAGGGGUCAAAGGUUUGGUGAAGAGCUCCACCCAACACGCAGAGAAGGGGAGCGCCAAAGCUGCGAGAGUGUCUGAGGAGCAGAACAACGAGAGCCAGAAACAGAAGGUUCUGGAAGAGAGAGAGAAGCUGAAGCAGGAGCGAGAGAUCAGGAUGAAGAAGAAGGAGUAUCUGAUGAAGGAGCUGGAGAGACUCAGGAAGCAGCAAGGUGAGCUGCUGAGGAAGAAGCGCCGGGAGAAGGAUGGCCACAAGGACCCUCUGCUGCAGGAGAUCAGCCACCUGCAGGAGGAGGUCAUGGCCCAGAUCUCCAACCUCCGCAAGGAGCACGAGGCUGCCGAGAAGAAACGCAGCGAGAUCGAGAAAGUGGCACUCAUCCUUGGCCUGAACCCGUCGGACCGACCCCGCAGGAUCAGCAAACCGCCUGAGGUCCAGAAGGCUGAGCAGCAGACUCCACCACAGAAGAAGAAACGUGAGGCGGAAAGGAGCCCAGAAGGCCAGCCGGCGGCCAGCGGCCCCAUGAUGAAGCAGACUUCCGUGACUCUGUCGCCUUCGAAGGCGUCCCUGCACACGCCGCCCGACGCCACUGCAGCUCCAGCUCCGCCCCCCGAGCCCUUUGAAUACUAUGACGCUGGAAACCACUGGUGCAAAAACUGUAACGCUACAUGUGGUUCCAUGUUUGAUUUUUUCACACACUUGCACAGCAAAACGCACCUAAAGACUCUGGACCCGUAUGACCGACCCUGGGCUUCCACUCCGAGCAAAAUCAAAAAGAACCAGCUGCCAGACGAGAAGCUGACUAAACCCGCUAAAGGUACUGGAAAUGGACACUUCCAUAAGGUAAACAUGAUUGGUAGCUCAUUUAUCCUCCGUUUGAGGGUUGAAAAUGUUGUGUGUCGCGCUGCAGGUUCGGAGUUCCUGGUACCCGUCAGAGGAUUCUUCUGCCUGCUGUGCAGAGAGUUUUAUGGCGACGGCAUCUGUGCAGAAGAGCAUGUCACCACGCACGCUCACAACGAGAAGUAUAAGAAACAAAUGUAUGAGAACCCACUGUACGAGCAGAGGCGGAACCUGGACCGCCAGGCGGGACUGGCCUUAGAGGCGAGUGGAAAGAAACGCAAACACGACGACGAUGAGAAAGGCAGCAAAGAGGAAAAGUCCAAACACAAAAAAGAGAAAAAGGAAAAGGAGAAAAAGAAAGAAGAGAAUGCUUCAAAGGAGGACAAGUCCAAAAUUAAAAAGGAGGAAGACGAGGAUAAGCUGAAGCCAAGCAAAAAGGACGAUUUUAAGAAUGCCAAGAGCCCUGAAAAAGAGUGGCCUUAUUACAGCAAGAAAAACAAUGAUGAAAAGUACAACUACAGCAAGAAGGAUGACAAGUACCAUUACAGCCGAGAGGAAGACGAGAGGGACAGCCGGCACAGAUACAGCAGGGAUGAGGAAUAUCGGUACCAUUACCGCACCGAUGCUAAUGACCGUCCCAAAUAUGGUUCAAAAGAUGAUGGGGACAAAUUUAAAGGUGGCAAAUAUUCAGAUGCCAGAUCCAAAUAUGAGAAAGAGCGAGAUGAAUGCAAACCUAAAACUGAGAGGGAAGGUUUUAAAACGUUUGAGCCAGAGAAGCCGGCAGUCAGCAACCCCGAACCACUACCAAAACCCUACGAACCGCCCAAAAUUCUUUGUGGCCCCAGUCCGGCCAUGAGGGCCAAGCUCCGCAAGCAGAGCCUGGAGGCCGGCAAACCAACUACAGCAGCAACAACCACAUUCGGAAAGUUCAUUUGGAAGAAGAAGGAGAACAUGCUUGCAAAGGAGGCGGAGAAAGUUGCUGCAGAAUUCAUCAAAGAGGAUGAAGCCGCUGCCAAGUCACCCUCGGUGGAAGACUCUUUUGCAAAGUCAGUAGCUGUUGCCAAAGAGAUCGCAGAGAAGCUGGGAAACAAACCAAGCGUAUCUGCUCCCUGGAUGUCCAACCGGGGACGGAUCCGACCCAACCUCCCUACACCUGCUCUAGGUCUGAGGAAGCCAACCAUGAUGGGCAGACCUGCAUCUCUGAAUACCUUUCUGUCCAUUAAACCCCAAAACCCUACUUUAGUAGAGUCUCUUCCAACAGAGGGCGCAGUACUCCCGCCUCCUCCCGUGAGUUCCGGAAAUGGUCUGCUUCAGACUAAAAUGGUCCCAUACGUUGAUAAACUUGGGCCAUUUGAGGGAGUCCUUCCCCUGUUUCAGGUUAGACCUCCACCCGUGGUGCCUGUACCAUCUGAAUCUACUCUGCCAGUUUCUGAACCAGCCCCAGUCCAGCCAAAUCCUGCCCCUGCUGGUGUUACAACUCCUACACCUUCUAAAUUUAACCCUGCUCCACCAGUUUUUGAACCUGCCCGAGUCCAGUCAACUCCUGCCCCUGCAGGUCUCACAACUCCUACACCUUCUAAAUUUAAUCCUGCUCCACCAGUUUUUGAACCUGCCCGAGUCCAGUCAAAUCCUACCCCUGCAGGUCUCACAACUCCUACACCUUCUAAAGUUAACCCUGCUCCACCAGUUUCUAAACCUGUCCCAGUCGACUUAAAGUCGGUCCCAGUACAGGCAAAAUCUUUAACUUCUUUAGCUACCACAGCUACUCCAGCACAACCAGCCAUGAUAAAGAUUGUGUCUGACGUGGCAGCUCCUGGUGUUCCAGAGGGUGAGCAGACUCGUACGGUGUUUGUCAAACCUCCACCUUUCAUGAAUAAGUGUGAUGGAGCUCAGAAAUCGGACAAAUUUAGGAGCAACCUGGCUGCAGCCAGAGCCCAAGAUUUAUUUGGCAUCUUCUACAGCAGCAUCAGCCAAACGGGCCCCUCCUCCUUCAGCAAACCAGCAUCAGAUACUAGAGCUGAAGGCAGUAGUGGCAGUAAAAGUCCAUUUCCAGUUCCAAAAGCCCUAACACCCCAACCACGGUCCAAACCACACCCAGAAUUACAGCCCCAACCUGAGUCUCAGCCACAGUCCCAACUAAAGCCCAAACUGCACCCUGAACCUGGGUCCCAGCCACAGUCCAAACCACAGACACAGCAACACCUUGAACUCCAGCCUGAACCACAGCCCAAGGCACAAGGUCUUACUCAGUUCCCGCUUCCAAAUGAACUCCAAAGAUCUCCACAACGAAAUCCAAAUGAGCAGCCACAAAACCCACUGACCCCGACAAACUCAGGCAUUCAAAUUAUGUCUGUCUGGUCCCUGCAGUCUGCCAAAGACUCUGCAUCUGAGUUGGCUCUACCUAAUGAAAGAAACACGCAAAUGGCUCAACCAAGAGUGUCUCCCCCGCUUCAGUGUGAGGUUCAGAGUGCACCUGAAGACCGGUCCGUGACAGCCAAAUUGGAUCCCCAAGUCUUCCCAGAGAGUCAGUCUUCCAGACUGGAGUCCCAGCUCAAACCAUGUCCUGAAAGUCAAAUAGAGCCCCAACAGUCAGGAUUAAGCAAGGUCAACGAAUUCCAUCCAGAGACUCAUUCUGACACAGAACCUGAACCCAAACCAAAAACGGGUCCUAAAACUAGGGGUAAGAAAACCCCGCCUGCUCCUCGGCCAACCCGGCAAACUCGAUCCCAAACAAGAUACCAAACCCGACAGCAGCUGAACCAGAACCAGCCUGAACCAGAACCCGAGUCAGCUUCAGGUGACACUGAUGCUGCAACUACAGACCCAAAGAACUUGGACAUGGUAGAUGCUGGCUCUGUGUCGCAGCCAGAGGCUGAGGCGUCCAGUGAGGCGAACCCUCAGAUUAUGAAGAUAACUGCAGAAACACUGGGCUUGCCCUCUGACAUGACCUCACUGGACUUUGAAUAUGAUUUUAACUUUGAGUAGGAGGCGACUGGGCUUUGUGACAUGGGGGCGGGGCUUAUUCUAACCGCUCGGCUAUCCAGAAAGGCUGAAGCCACAAUGUGUCACAUAGUGGAGGGACUUCACCUGUCUAAAGGACCAGAUUUAUUUAGAGUUUAAUUGAAUUCCUUUGUUCACUGUUUUCUCCAGAAUUUGUUUUUAGGUCUGCUUGAUCUCAUAGAAACGUGUCCUCACCCAGCAGUCUCCUAGUUUUGCAGCUUUUGCUUACACUUCAUAGGUUUCCAAUAGACUAAAAGAAGAAUUUAAAUACUCAAAUAAACCUGUAAACUGCUUGAUUUAUGCCAUUUCUGUUUAAAUAACACAAUAAACCUCCUCUCUUUGAUCAUAUUUGGCAGCUGGGACCGCUGGUGUGUUGCGUUUUGGAGUUGCAUUUAAAUGAAUAAUGAUUCCACCUAACAGGACUAGUGAGCUCAUGUAGAUGGCUGCCAUCCGAUCUACUGAACGAGAAACCUUAUAAAAUCAGAGUGCUCACCCGGUCUGGUUGUGAUUUGUUAGUUUUUAGUUACCGUGUACCUGUUGCUACCUGGCUCUAAAUAAUAAAAACACAAUUGCAGACUUUCAGCCUGACCGUCUUUGAAAUACAUAAACCAGGCUCGGUCAAGCACAGUCUUUUAUUGUAAUGACACAACUUGUCCUUUGAGGCAGCAGAGUGUCUGUCUGAGGUGCUCUCUGUUGAAAGUGGAGAUGCAGCUGACAAUGAUGAUGAUUUGGAUGAGUCUGCUAGGACUCCUGUGAGUUUCCGUACUCUGAGGGGAACCUGGAACACUUUAAUCCUUGAACCCUUUCACAGUUCAUCUGGACCGACCGUUUGUUUCACCUCAUUUCUGCUUCUUGUCACAGGAAAUGUUGGCCUAGAACCUUUCGGGAAAUAAAAGAUUCCUGAAGUCAAAAAAAGCCCAACAAAGUUCAGACAGUUCAUCCCAGGGACAUUUCUUAAAUUUUCAAGCCAUCGGUGUAUUUAUUUUAUUUUUUUAUAGGCGACCUUUCUGUUGUUGAUCUCAGACUUGCUGGAUGUCUUCCCCUGUGUAAAGGGUCUGAACUGAAUCAUCUGUCUCAGAAUAGAUGAAUGGCUGGGAAAUGCUAGAAACCAACCUGAGACCUGGACCUCAAAGUUCCUGAACCUACAGAGAAUAUGGCAUCUCAGAACACGAGGUGAGGCUUAAUUUAGCAACCAGACCGUCAAAAGUUUCUUAGUGUCUGGGAAAUAUGUCAAUGUGAAGAUCUGAGUCAUGGUCCUUUCACUGGUUCUCAGUGUUUGAUCCAGCUAACCCAGAUUAACUCACUGUAAUGUACUAAAUUUGUGGUUAACCUGUUUAAGAACUUGCAGAUGAGAGGCUGUAAUCCCAUUUAGGGUUGUAAAGCAGAGCGUAAAUUACUAAGAGGAAAUGUUGUUCCCUCAUCACCUGUUGAGCGGGCUCGUACAGAUGAAACUGAUGGUUGGAAGUCUGCUCCUGCAAAGAGCACAGUGUAGUUUUGGGGGUUCACAGUUAAGGCCUCGUUUCAUCCUGUUUCGACCUCGGAAAGCUUGUUCUGAUGCUCCUGAAUGAAACAGUUACUGGAACUGCUUCGGAUGUUCUUCCUUCAUCGUGUCUGAAACUGCUCGUUCUGUAAUGUGUUAAAGUUUUAAUAAAAGGAGAAACUCCA
This is a messenger RNA of Neolamprologus brichardi, 7815 nucleotides long. RefSeq names its product zinc finger protein 318 (gene znf318). Gene Ontology annotation, biological process: negative regulation of DNA-templated transcription; positive regulation of DNA-templated transcription. Gene Ontology annotation, cellular component: nucleoplasm. Lineage: Eukaryota; Metazoa; Chordata; Actinopteri; Cichliformes; Cichlidae. Gene Ontology annotation, molecular function: zinc ion binding; nucleic acid binding. The record is from RefSeq and is a predicted model, not a curated record.